AUGGCUUCCGCAUACUCAGAGUCCGAGCCGGUUCUGGUGUCGCGUCUCUCGAAGGCGGGGUUUGAUCAGACUGAGCGCGAUCUCAUCCUGAAGCACGUUAAGAGUUUGAAGCAGUUGGCCUUCGUGAGCUCUUUUGCUCCGGGGGCUGCGGACGAAGGUCCGUUGAUCGAGGCCCUUAAGGCGAUGCUUGGAAAGGACCCAGAGAUGAGUCAGAAGGCAGCUUUUAGAGCCGUAUUUCAUGAAGCUUAUGCCAUUGUCACUUCGGAGAUGCGACAGCAGGUCGAAAGGGUCGAGGAACCGACAGUUCGUCAUUUGAGUCAGCCCGAGAGGGCUGAGAGAAUUGAGCGCCAGCGUUCACAGUUGACUGGCAUCACGAUAAAAGGUUCCUCGGAACCAUCAGAGGCCUUGGUCGACCUGUGCGUCGGUCAGUACGAGGCCAAUGUGAUUCAGUAUGUACCUUGGUCUAAGUGCACGUCGCGGGAACAAGAGCUCCUAGGCGACGGUAAGAAAGACCUGAAGCUUUCGAUUGACGGCGAGAGUGGUAAGCUUAAGGUGGAAAACAAGGCCAAAGAUCAGGUGGCCGAUACAUCCACUGAAGUGAUGCUUCUGCAGGCCCUGCAGCGGCGUGCUCUUGCAUUCGAUCAAGCUAACAUUGUCUCUUUCACAAAGCUUGACAUGUGGCAUCAGAAGUUGAUGAAGGCGAGGCUGACUCCACCUCCGCCGGGUUACCAGCAAGUCACCUUCACUCAGUUGCAGAAUGCAGACUCGAGGCUCUUUCUGGAGCUUCAGGACCAUACGCGCACAGGCAUCCAGUCGGAUGCCAAAGGUCGUCCGAUCGAUGGCAUCAUAGAUUCAGUCAGCUGCAUGCACGAGGUGGUGUCGUUGAUGCAGCCGCUACAGGGCGGCCCUUCGUCUUCAUACGGUCCCAGUGAGCCUGCUCGACUGCGGGAGUCACCGUAUAAAGGCAAAGGCAAGGGCAAAGAUGGCAAAGGAAAGAAGCGCUUCGUUGCCAUGCCAAGCGAGCUUCGUGGGUGCAAUUCGCACACCGCGAAAGGACACCCGAUCUGCUAUGCCUUUAACCUGGGGUCAUGCCCGAACAAGGUGACUGGCAAUAAAUGUGAGAAGGGAUUGCACAUCUGUGCAGUCCCCAAGUGCGGCAUGAACCGCGCUGCUGUCAAGUGUCCCAAGAAGCCGAAAGAUGGCGAGCAGGAAGUGCUUAAGGCCCAUCCCGAAGGGGAUGAGCCUCUUUUGAGUGCGCCCGAAGGGGCCCAAGCAAUGCCAUUUGAAGAGCAGGGAUCGAACCCACUCGAUCCAAAGGUUCAUGCGGACUCUUAUGCCGAGGAGCUUCUGUCUUUGGACAGGGAUCCCACGGCCCAGGAGUUGAUUCGUUUGUUUGACAUGCUUCCUCAGGAGCCGCUUUUGAGCAAGACUCGUGACGAUGGAGCCGCGGCCUUCUCGACUGGUGCCUACGUGAAGGGGCCUCUGCUCGGUCUCAGGAGUAACUGCAGCAAACAUCCGGCGGCUUCAAAGAUUUUCGCUCAGGCGGUGCAACGCGCUGCCCCGGGAAUGAAAUUUUCUACUCUGAGUGUGUUUUCAGACCUUAAGACGGAGCCUCAUGUCGACCGCUUCAACUCUCCUUUCCCUAACAUUCUUGUGCCACUCAGCAAUUUUCGGAAAGGAGAGGUCUGGGUCGAGUCAGCUCAGGGCGUUUUUCCUUGUGAGGUCGAUGGUGUUACGAAGCGCGGCAUCUUGAUCGAUGUUGCCUCCGGACCGAAGGCCUUCUAUGCUUGCAGCCAUGUGCACGCUACACGGCCGUGGAGCGGCCGACGCGUAGUCAUAGUUGGAUUUUGUAUUGCUAGGGUUCAGGAGCUUGACGUGGACUGUAGGGCGUGCUUAGCUGAGCUUGAUUUCCCUGUGCCCCAGACGCCGCCCAACUUCAGUCCGGAUUUGAUCGAGGUCAGGGGUACCUUCCAUGACCUCAGAAGUUCUCAAGUGGAUGAAGCCUGUGAUGCCCUCCCGGCUCAACUGCAAGCCGCCUCUCUGCUGUGCCUUGACCUCUUUUGCAAUGCAGGCGAGUUUGGGGCCUCCCUGAAGGCAGCCGGAUUCGAUGUGCUCGCGAUCGAGCAACCGCACCUGAAGCAGAGAGCUCUGCUCAGCGUUGUGUCGUUGGAUCUUAGGAGGGCUGCCUCUUGGGAUUUCCUAGUUAAGGUUGUGCUCGCUAGGAGGGUCGUCUUUGUGCUUGCCGCCCCCACUGUGGCCGCCUCUUCGGGCGACCUUCCCGAAGGUUUUGCCCAGGUGGCUUCCGAACUCAGCUCUUUCUUGGCGUUGCUCGCCACUCUUGAUAUCGGAUGGGGAGUCUUGAAUCCGCUAAGCAGCCGGCUGUGGGCGACUUUGGCGCUGCCUGCCUCGCAUGUCGUGAAGUUCGACCUGCUUGCCCAUGGUGGCGAGCAACACCAGCAGACCGAGGAUGAGUUCGUCAGGACAGCAGUCACUCUGUCCCAUCCUUUCGACUUGUCUUCGGCAGUGCCGGAUGAGAUGCUCGAGAUUCUUGCGUUCACUCUCACCAAAGGGCCGUUGGCUGUCAUGAGGCAUCGCUUGGACACCUUGACGAAAUGGAAAAAGUGGUCUCAGGAACUUCGUGGAGCAGAGGCCUCCUUGCACGCGAGGCUUCACCCAGAUGUCGAGAAGAUAGUUGCACGCAAGAACUUGACCCUCCUGCGACGUGUGGCUGAAGACUUGCAGUGGCCUGAUGCCACGAUAAUCGACGACAUCGAGAACGGCUUUGAGCUUGUCGGUGAGGCCAAGGCGGAGCCUGUCAUUGAAGUUAUCGAUACUGACAGUGAUCAGAACUCGGGAGACUCCGAGGUAUCCCUGGCUAGCAGCCAGGCCGCAACGGCAGUGCCGUUCGCGCCCAACGCGAACACUGUGGUCGUGUCCCGACCGCAGCGUCGCAAUCGCCAGCGGGGCUGGCAGUUCCAGCCCGGGGAGGACCCCCAAAAUAACGAUUGGCGCAACCUGGGGUCAGCGACCGACAACAGGUACCCUGGCCUCCGUGCGUUAGUAUGGCAAUUUGUGGGCGGCACUGCUCAGUGGGCAGGAGCCCCCACAAUCAUCACGAAUGCGACAACUGCUACCGCAGCAGCCGGGGUCAGCGACCCCGAAACCACGGCGCCCGUGGCGGUCGCCGCUAGGCUCUGA
Symbiodinium sp. CCMP2592 is the source of this 3198-nucleotide messenger RNA. The record is from the annotation of a GenBank genome assembly. Lineage: Eukaryota; Dinophyceae; Suessiales; Symbiodiniaceae.